UAUUCCUACAUGGAACCAUCGAAGUCUGCUAACUUUACAUUAUCAAAUAAACCUUGUACGAUUUUCGCUCCAAUCAACGCUGCUUUUCAGAAACUGAGUGAUAUCAAGGGUGAAACGGAGUCACUGGUUUUAUAUCAUAUGGUUAGUAUACCGAAAACAACGGACCAGCUUGGCAGCUCCUAUACAUCCCUGCCUACGGAACUAUCAGGAAGUCCUCCAAUCUGGAUUACUCACAUAUCCGGAAGCUACCACAAUGAUAUAUACGUAAACAACGCCAGGAUUUUGGUUAGCCAGUCAAACAUCCAAAGCUCCGUGAAAGAUUUAUCACAGGUUCUUCACAAAAUCGACGAAGUUUUGAUCCCCACGAUCUCGCCCAGCACCGUGUCGAACAGGGUGUACAACCCCUCAGCGUGGGAGUUCCUUGACAAUUACGACUCUCUCAUCUCUAACAGUCAGAGCCCUUUUAGAGUCAGGAAUUUUCAUCAGAGAGUUCAGCAGAAGGGCAAGCAGGACAUCUACAAAGUCGAAGGGGGCCACACGUUCUUCAUUCCGAUCGAUGAAGGAUUUGGGAACGACAGGGCCGCUUCUAUCGACGAGAAGAUAAUUGAUGGACACGUCAUCCCUCAGCAAGUGCUGUUCACAACGCCAACUAGAAAAGACGUGCCAUAUCAGACGCUGGCAAAUGGAGACAACAACAUCAGGGUUGUUAUUUUAUUUACGCAAGAACAAAGAGGCAACGAAGUUGUCAAUUACGUCAAGAGCCAUACCCUCUUCGGUGACGGUAACCACACCCCCGGAGUUGUACUGGCCCAAAUCGUACGUCCAAACAUCCCCGUCAAAAACGGUGUAAUCCAUCUCAUUCAGAAACCAUUAAUGGUUGUCGACGGAUCUGUCAAGAAAUUGCUAGAGGAACAAGACGGUCGCAUCCUCAGCAACUUCUUUAAAGCUAUCAGCGAUUCUGGUGCAGCUGGUGAGGAUUUCCUUAGGACUUUGGACAAAGGACAUGACAUUACCCUAUUUGCUCCUUGCAACAAAGCGUUGGAAGGAGAUAUGGUUUUGAACUCUAUAAUCCAGGACAAGACGAAGUUUAUGGAUAUUCUUAGGAUGCAUUUGGUGGUUGACAAUAGGUUGUAUGUUGAGAAGAUUCUGCAGGAGGAAACUCAUGUGAGGUCCUUCCAGGCUAAUACGCUCAACAAGGGCAAGAACCUGUACUUCAACGUUGUAGCUGUUGGCACAAACAGGACUUUGACUGUAGAGGGGGGUGGUGUGAACGCCACUGUUAUUCAGCCCGACUUGGCCGCCACCAACGGCAUCAUCCAUAUCAUCGACAGAGUUCUAGGAGUACCUUACAGUACCGUAUAUGACAAGCUAAGAACAGAUCCAAUGCUUAGGGACACAUUCAACUUGGGCAACCUUCAAACUUUCAACCAGCAGCUGAACAACACCGAUAAGAGAUUUACAUAUUUUGUUCCAAGAAACAAGGCUUGGUAUGAUGCUAAAGUUGCUCUACCGUCCGCUAUUAAAAAGCUAUUCAUGAGAGAAUACGCUUACCAUGCCACAGCAACCCUAGAACGUCACUUAGUAAUCUCAGGUGAAGCGUACUCCAUGGAGAGGAUCAAGCAAUUAUCCAACGACACCAACACGUUCGGUACUUUCGGCCAACAACGAGAAGUGGAGCUUCCUACCGCUAGAGGGUCCUUGAAGCUCUACGUUGAAGAGAGACAGGACAAUACGUUCAUCAUUGUGUGGAAGGGCGAGAAAAUCCCAGUUUUCCGACCAAACGUCGAAUGCACUAACGGCAUCAUCCACGUCAUAGACGCCCCAUUUUUGAAGGAGAGCGACAUCCAAGUGAGCGGUGCCGGCUUCGUCGCAUCCCAGAUAGCCAUGACUGUCAUUUCCAUACUGAUCCUGGUUUAAGCGGCAUGUUAGCCAGGGAUUAGUUGUAAGUUUUGCGUCGUACAGGGUUUUUGUAAAGAGUUGUUGGGCGAAUGUGGUUGAGACGUUUUUAUGGAACGACUUAUAGUUUGUAAUAACACUGCACGUUGUCGAAAAUACUUGGUGAGGUUAGCAAAAAAAGGAUGAGGGGACAUUUGUUUAUAUUUUGAGAUAUUGGGAAAAAAUGGCAUCUGUGUGAAGAACAGCUUAAAUAAUUAUUGAACGCUUGUAUCGAAUGGCUUUAAAAUUAUUCGGUUUAUCAAAGAGCAGCAGACGUGGCUUCAUAGCUCAAAAUAUAUCACAAUUGAUCACUGGAUUGUAAACUCUAUGAUUUAAAAUAGGGCUUUUCUACUCUUCUUAUUUGUUUCGAGAACUUGUCAUAUGUCGUAUAACAUGAAUAAUAUGUCGUAAGACAUAUGACAAGUGCCCGAAACGAAUCAAAAGCGUUCAAAAACCCCUUUAAAGAGGAUUUCGUUUUUGGCAAUUGCAAAUGAUUGGUUAUUCUGUUGGGUUAGUCCUUUGAAACUCUUUUUUUGUUAUCUAUGUGUUUGCGCCAUCCCGUAUAAAAAGGUAGAAAUGUGUGUGUACGCAGCGAGCUGCUACUUGAUUGAUUGCAGAAAUCAUUAUUAUCGACCUGUGUAGGGAUCUGCAUGGUAGCGUCGCGCGCAGGCGUGAUAUGGGAAUGUAGACCUUAAUAAUAUCCAUUAGAAAAUUGUAUGUACUUGUAACCGCUAAAAAUGUAACCAAGUUUGUGCUUAAAAUAAAUUGUGUUUGCAUCCGGA
This is a messenger RNA of Diabrotica virgifera virgifera (western corn rootworm), 2717 nucleotides long. RefSeq names its product fasciclin-1. Gene Ontology annotation, biological process: cell adhesion; extracellular matrix organization. Gene Ontology annotation, cellular component: extracellular matrix. The transcript is spliced from 11 exons. The record is from RefSeq and is a predicted model, not a curated record. NCBI's taxonomy places the organism in Eukaryota, Metazoa, Arthropoda, Insecta, Coleoptera, Chrysomelidae. Bases 10 to 1917 code for a protein of 635 amino acids. Gene Ontology annotation, molecular function: cell adhesion molecule binding.